UGCGCUCCAAUGCAACCGUCGGCUUGAUUUGUGUUUACCUUUUUUACUUUCCAAACAAAUUUUACGAACGUUCACCUCAAACUACUCGCUGAAGUGUUCAAAAAUGCCUAAAUCGCUAUUUGGUGGCAGCAAUAUGCGCAUUAGCUGGUGUGUUUGUUUUUCCAUUCCCCGUCCUAGCAUGGUCACCAUGGUAACUUGAGGCUGGCAACACACCGACCAUCGCAGGGUCAGCUCCAUCGCAACCCUCGGCCAGUGCGGACAAAUCAAUAAUGGCGUUCCGGGAUGUACGAGAUCUGGCGGAGCAGCUGAAGCUUCUCGGCUACCCGAAUAGCAUACCGAUCUCCGUGCUCAGCACACCGUACGGUGGGCCGGAAAGCUUCAAAGCGUACUCGGACGUGCUGCAGUGGCUGAUCAACCGGCUCGAGCCGAACCUGGUGCUGGCGGGCGGAACCCGCACCGAGCAGGAGCGCAUCCAGUUCGUCCGGUCGGCGACCGAGUUCCUCGUGACGCGGUCCAGCAUCAAGGUGAACCCGCGCAAGCUGUACGCGAGCUCGGUGGCAGCGGCCAAGGAGCUGCUGAAGGUGACGGCCCUGCUGCUCUCCUCGCCCAAGGUGACCGGGCAGGAGGAGGAGCUGAUCAAGUCGCACGUCGAGAUCGACCUGUCGGACAAGCUCGACGAUCUGAAGAAGGUGCGCGGCCUGUCGUCCGAGCUGACGAACCGCGGGGCCGCCCUGUACGAUCUGCUGCAGAAGGAGCUGCUCAACCGGGAGGUGCGGAACGUGCAGUCGACCCGCUCGCUCGAGCUCGGUGCCACGGAGAAGAUCAUCAAGGGUGCGAUCGGGUCGCUGCAGUCCCGGCUCGCCAGCGCCCGGGCCGCGCUCGACGGGCUGCGGGCGGACAACGCGAACCUCGCGGCCAAGAGCGCGCGCAAAGCGUCCGAGCUGGAGCGGUCGCGCCAGCGGCUCCAGGCGCUGCAGAAGGUGCGGCCCGCCUACCUGGAGGAGUUCGAGAAGCUCGAGCAGGAGCUGAAGGCCCUGUACGAGCAGUACAUCGUGCGGAUCCGGUGCGUCGACGCGCUGCGGUCGCAGCUGAUCAGCAAGAAUCGGACGCCCACGCCGACGUCGCCGGUCGCGCGGAUCGCCGACAGCAGCAUGACGAUCCUGCCCGAGGGGCUGAUCGAGUCAGAGGACGAGAACGAGGAGGAGGACGACUUUGACGAGCGGGACGACGUGAAGCUGCGGACGGAUCGGCGCGUGCUGCGCAGCGAGCUGCUGAACCGGGAUCACCGCGGGUCGACCCGGUUCCGGUCGCGCAUCGAGGGCGCCUCGCCGAGCGGCAAGGAGCGGUCGAAGAUGAUCGGCAGCAUCGAGGACGAGCUGGGACCGCUCGACAGCUCGAUGAGCUCGGAGGAGUCGGAAAGCGAGCUCGAGAUGGGCGGCAAUCGAUUGAUCGAUGGCAGCCUCCGCACCGAUGACGACGAGGACGAAAGCUUGGCUAAAAUGCCCCGCGAAAGCUCCACCAUCAACCGGAGCGCCAAGGUGGACCUGAGCGAUGAGGAUUUUUAGAGUUUUUUUUUUUUUUUAAUGGAAUCGCUUUCCCGUUUCGGACACUCAAAACCAGUGCUGCAAAAGGUCACUGUCAAUGUCAUGAAAAAAUCUGACUGGAACAAAAUUCAUGUCAUCGUCACGUACUCAAUAGUGAUCAGAGGUGAUACUCAAAAUGAUUGGUGUGAUCAAUGUAUGCUUCGUGACAUUUUUGCGACACAACGCUUGGUCAGUCAUUAUGUCAUGUCUUUUUUUUUUGCUGUCAUCAAUUCUCCAAUAUGUCACUGACAUAGUUGUGACAAAUUCUGGCUGAAUCAAAUUCUUGUCAGCAUCACCAGCUCUACUGUGAUGAUCAGAGGUGAGACUCAAACAGUUGGUGCGACCAUCACAUGCUUGGUGACAUUGUGUGCAACCAACACUUGGUCAGUCACUUGGUCGCGACAUUUUCAGUCGGUUAUCAUCCCGAUAGUUAUCGGAGUGGUUGCAAGAAACAAAUUGAGCAUGUUUUCUCGCUCUGUGUGACCCGAGAGACAAUCAAACCUGACAGAGCGAGAAAGCAUGUUCAUUUUGCUGCUUGAGACCACACGCUGAUUAUCAUUGGUAGAAAAUGUCAUAACCAAGUGAGUGAUCAAGAGUUGAGUGCUAAACAAAAUGUCAUCGAAUAUGUGAUUAAUCCAUCAACUGUUUGAGUCUCAUCCCCUGAUCAUCUCAGUUGUGUACGUGAGCUGAUUUGAGCUUCGUUUCAGUCAUGACUGUUGGUGACUGUAACGGUGGUAUUUGGCAGCAUUGUUAACAAUCAGAAAAAGUCAUGAUUAUGCUUGUGACGGCGUUAAGCUUAGCUUGUGAGUCAGAGUAUCGCGGUUGACUUAAGCACUCGCAUUUCGUGUUCGGCAUGUCAUGACGCAUAUUCAUCGAGUAUCAGCAAUGAGCAUCAAGCUACCACGGAUAUGUUGAUUGUUUUCA
Anopheles merus is the source of this 2507-nucleotide messenger RNA. It is a transcript of the gene Cluap1, whose product is annotated as clusterin-associated protein 1. The transcript is spliced from 3 exons. The record is from RefSeq and is a predicted model, not a curated record. The coding region runs from base 270 to 1565 and encodes 431 amino acids. Gene Ontology annotation, cellular component: centrosome; intraciliary transport particle B; cilium. NCBI's taxonomy places the organism in Eukaryota, Metazoa, Arthropoda, Insecta, Diptera, Culicidae. Gene Ontology annotation, biological process: cilium assembly.